GGCGGGCCGCGGUGGGGCGACUGGAGAGCCGGGGCCGUUCCAUCAGUCCGCUAGCCGGCCGGCCCGCCAGGCAGGUUGCCGGGCCACUAAUGCUAGGGCGGAUCUGCCCGGCUUCGCCUCACCUUGCCUUGCACGGCACCAUGACGAGCCUCGAACCUCGGCGGCCGCCGGGCCUCGAUGGAUUGGCAGGGUCCAGCUCGCGCUCCGUGCUGCCGGCAUGGAAACGGGAGAUUCUGGAGAGGAAGCGAGCCAAGCUGGCGAGCCUGGGGGCCGGGCCCCGGGGCUUGGCCGGGGGGGCCGACGCUGGUGCUGGAGUCGAGGCUGCUGCAGGGACCGCGGCCGGGGCUGGGGGCGAGUGCCUCGGGGAGCCAGCCCCGGCGACGGAGCGGCUGGUGCUGGCCGAUAGCUUGGGCCCCCUGCGGGAGAACCCCUUCAUGCGGCUGGAGACCGAGCGCAAGCGGCAGCGGAGGGGGCUUGGAGCGGCGCCCGGGGCCCGGUCCUCGACGGGGCGGCCGGUGCAGCAGCUACUGGAGCUCUACAGCCGCGUCCCGGGCAUCCGUACCAUUCGUGCCGACAACAUCCUCAUCAUCGAGUCAGAGCCUGGCUUCUUGCCCGGCCAACGGCCCUACGAGGUGAGUGCCGCCGGCCAGCGCCCGGGCCCGGACCCCCUGCAGCAGCUACUGGCCAAGCGUGGUUGCUCCGUGGCGGAGAUCCGGGCCGCCGAGGUGGUGAUCUACGAGACGCCCCGGGCAGCCGCGGAGGCGGCCGCGGAGCCCGGCAGAGUCAGCCGUCUUUUGGAGAAGUUCGAUCCUCCGCUAGCUAGCGGUGAGCCCCGGGCCCGGGCCCGGGCCACGUCUCCCCCUCGGCGUCUCGGGAGCCCCGAGCGGAGCCGGCCUCUGGUGCCAAAGCCUUCUGCCGUCGAGCAGCGGAACUCAGCGACCUCCCCGUCCCUGCCCAGCCCCGGACCCCGUAGUCCCAGCGUAGGAGAGAGAGCUGCCUGGUUCCAGAGGGAGCAGGCAUCGGCCGCUGUCCCAUCCCGACUCAGUGACUUCCUCCAGAAGACAGGCAGCAACUCUUUUACUGUCCACCCCCGGGGUCUGGCCAGAGGAAGCGGGAUAGUACCAAAUGGACCUGCCAUCGAGGCCACCCCGGAGCCCCGUCUGGGUCCUGCCAAUGGCCUCCCUGCAGUGGGUGGGCCUGUGCCAUCCUCUUCCAGUACUUCCAAAGGCACCGACAAUCGGAAGCCAAAUGCUGAGGAGGAGGCACCUAACCUCCACUCUUCCCCUGGCCUUUGCCCGGUGGGUAGUGCCAAUGGGGGACCCAGUGCCACUCCAUCUGCCCCUUCCACAUUUCCCAAACACAGCCUGGCCAGUGCCACUCCCAGUCAGAGAAGGUGGGUUUCUGCAGCCACCAGCACCAAUGACUCUUUUGAAAUCAAGCCUGCUCCCAAGCCAGAUAUGGAGACCAUCCCUGAUGAGGAUAUCCAGGCUAAGGCCUUGGCCAACCUCAGGAUGAACUCCAAAAACUCCUUUGUCUUCAUCCCCAAGCCCAGGGUGGAAGUGCUAGGCUCCAGGGCUGGUCAUCCAGUGGGGAGCAAAACCUGUGAGCAGCCAAAGGGAAAGGCCAGUGUUGGUUCUCAGUCUGGCCACUUGACCCACAUACCUCUGGAAAAUGGGGGCCAGCACCCACAGGAAGUUGUGCCUGCCUACAGGAAUCACUUGGGAGGUGAGGCCCUGCAGGCAGCUGAGGAAGGGGAUCCUCAGAAACAAAUAGCCACAGCUCUCUCAGAGGUGAAUCACAAGUGGCAGGGGGAGGUAUCCGUAUCCCCCUCUAUAGAGAGACCUUCCAAACAAGAGCCUUGUGGAGGCUUUGAGAUUUCUGACACAUCCCUCAGUUCCUCAGUUACCCAGAUUCAUGAAGAGCCCAGUAGACCAGGGCUUCCUGUUACUUAUAUUGAUGAGGUAGAUUCAGAUGAUGAAUCCUACCAAGAGGCCAAACCAGCUUUCAGAUUCACUGAUGCUCCUCAUUAUCGACCUCAUCCUUCUCUGCCUAAUAGCAAAUCUGAAGUUCACUACCGGAGCAACAAUACAUUCACGGUGGUGCCUAAUAGGAAACCAGCUGCCUCUGAGGCGAAAUUUAGCCCACCAAAUGGGGAGCUGUAUACUGAGGAAGAGGAAGAGGAAGACCAGUGGAAAGAGAAAACUCUUGAAGACCCUGAAGCAUCCCAUGAGAAUGUGGGGAUGUUACUCAAGAAACGUUAUCCCACUGUCCAUGAGAUUGAAGUGAUUGGGGGCUACUUGUCCCUGAAGAAGUCCUGUUUAACCAAGAUUGGGUCCUCAAGGAAAAAGAUGAAGAUUUCCUUCAAUGAGAAGAGCCUGCAGACCACAUUUGAAUACCCCUCGGAGAGCUCAUUGGCACAGGAAGAAGAGGCAGAGGAGGAAGAAGAGGGGGCAUCUGGCUCUGAGGGGGAUGAUGAGGAGAAACCCUUUGCUGUCUUCCUUCCUCGAGCAACUUUUGUAAACAGCACUGUAAUGGAGGGUGCCACUCGACCUCCAGAAUCCAGCUCAGGUCUGUCCAGUUACACUCCAAAGCAUUCAGUGGAGUUCAGUAAAUGGCAGGAACAGAAGUAUGAUGCAGGCCCAUGUGAAGCUGGGGCUAGCCCUCAGAAAGAAGUCAUGCUUACCCCAGCCAGCAAGAAUGACCUCUCAGAUUUCCGAAGUGAGCCUGCCCUCUAUUUCUGAUCUCCCAGCACCUUGGACUGAGAAACAGAUGGACCAGUAGCACUUCAUCUUGUUGGGGCUGGAAAUUCUCCAGAUAUUAUCCUGCCAUUCCCCUGUCCCCCCAGGACCAUGGUGCUUGGGAUGCUUGGUAAAGUCAUAGGCAGUGGGUGCCACAAUUCUCCAGUGCUGUGGUUGGGGAGCUCAGCCACUGGGGUCAUAACUAGCUGUCGCUGGUUUCUCUGGCUUGCUCCUGCCUAGUGACGAAGUACUCAGGAUCUGUGCCUACAGCAUUUCCAGAGCUAUGUGAUUAGUCCUCCGUAGGGCCUCAGCCCUAAGAAGCUCCAUUGCCACCUUAUCUUUGGGGAAUGCUGGGGCCUGGCCAUGCCCUAACCCCCCCCCCCCAAGCCUGGCAGGGCAGCCCCUCCCUGUUGGUUCAAAGGGGGCUUACAAUCUACUUCUGUUCAUGUCCCAAGGCUUCCUCCGGUCCUCUGCUAUAUAACCCAAGCCUGCGAGUGAAGCAUCUUCCUCUUUUCCUGGUAGCACUGAUAUUGGCAGGACUGGGGAUAUUGCCGUCUUCUGUUGUCCUGCCCUUCUGUCUACUCCCAGUGCUUCUCCACAUCCCUUGCCUCCUCACUGUUGGCCCUUCCUUGUUUAGUCUGGCUCUGUUCUGCUGAGGGGGAUACAACCUUCUGGGAGGGUGAAGGUUGACACAAGAAGAGGAGGCCAUGACUGCACCUAAGAGGGCCUUCUUUUUCCUUUGCCCAAGGGAUGCAGGGGCCUUUUGGCAGAAGCCUAGGCCCGACACCAACCUAGGGUGUUUACUCUCCAUUUGCAAUUGCCCUUUGUGCCAGGUUCUGGUGUAGCUGCCUGUCUCUGUUUGCUUUGCUAGGGCAGCCCUCUUCCUGCUCUGAAUUUACUACUGAGGCUAGCAAUGCCUAGCCGGUUUAAAGGCACUCCACGUCUGUACUGGAUACCAGGACUUUACAUGAAAGGGUAGAGGGGAUGUGCACAUGUGAAAAGAGAGUGAAUUUAACCAGGCCUGGCCUAGCCAGAAAGCAGGGAUUCAGUCUCUGCACCCCACCCUGCCUUCUUUGCCUUGACCCCUUUCUGGGGUCCUAGGGGCUUGACUCCAUAGGUGGUUCUUCCCCCUCCAUUCAACCAGUCAAUACUUAUACAUAUGGUUGGAAUUAGCACAGUUCACUUUGUAAUUAACCGGAAUAAUUUCUUUCUCACCUGAUAAAUGGGACUCAAUAAACAGCACUAGAGAACCUUU
Molecule: messenger RNA, 3993 nt
Organism: Dromiciops gliroides (monito del monte)
Lineage: Eukaryota; Metazoa; Chordata; Mammalia; Microbiotheria; Microbiotheriidae
Gene: TPRN
Product: taperin
Exons: 4
Coding region: 90-2741 (883 amino acids)
Biological process (GO): stereocilium maintenance; auditory receptor cell stereocilium organization; sensory perception of sound
Cellular component (GO): stereocilium base
Molecular function (GO): phosphatase binding
Source: RefSeq, a predicted model, not a curated record